Messenger RNA from Tachysurus vachellii, 550 nucleotides. It is a transcript of the gene cart3, whose product is annotated as cocaine- and amphetamine-regulated transcript 3. NCBI's taxonomy places the organism in Eukaryota, Metazoa, Chordata, Actinopteri, Siluriformes, Bagridae. The record is from RefSeq and is a predicted model, not a curated record. The transcript has 3 exons. Gene Ontology annotation, molecular function: neuropeptide hormone activity. Bases 47 to 406 code for a protein of 119 amino acids. Gene Ontology annotation, biological process: adult feeding behavior; negative regulation of appetite; cellular response to starvation.
UAUAAACUGAUGGCAUCGUUGGGAAGCACAUGAGAAGCUGAAGAGCAUGGAGAGCUGCAGAGUCUGUGUGAUGGUGUGCGCCGCGCUGCUCUCCUGCGCCUCUGGCAAUGAAAUUUACCAUCUGGAUGAUGAGGAGACAGGACUGGAUGUAGACACGAGAGCCUUGAGGAACUUCUACCCUAAAGAGCCUAAUUUAACCAGCCAGAAAGAGCUCCUUGGGGCUCUGCAUGAUGUUUUGGAAAAGCUGCAGAACAAACGGAUCUCACUUUGGGAAAAGAAGUUUAGCCGAGUUCCCACGUGUGGGGUCGGACAGCAGUGCGCUGUACGGAAAGGCUCGCGUAUCGGCAGGAUGUGCGACUGUCCCCUCGGAGCGGCUUGUAACACCUACCUGCUCAAGUGCUUAUAAUCAUUACGUCAUAUCUGCUCCAAAACGGAUUCAUGUAUUUAAGUUUUACGUCUAUUCGAGUUAAACUACGUGCUGCUUUUUAUGUACAUAUGUACAUUUUGUCUUUAGUUUUCUAUUACACUAUUUCUGUGGUUGUUGUUUUGA